CAAAUACGUGUUCAGCACAGCUGUUUAGUUUUGUACUGUCGGAAUAAUACAUCUUCGUCAUCUCUUUUUUAUGAAUAAAAAGAUGGAAACAUCGUAAGGUUAUUAUCAUGUCCGAUAUAAGGGAAAAAAUUAAAAAGUACCUUCAAUCAAAAAAAAAACUAGACGAAGUAGCACGAUAUGUUUACAUUAAAAAUAAAAAUAUACAUGACGCGGCAAAAUCUUACGGAGUUAUAUAUACGCAUCUUCAACAAAAAGUCGACAUUAUAAAAAGAUUGCUGAACGAUUUCAAACUAGGAUGUGCGUUGCAUAGGGCGGUACAAAAUGUUUUAAAUGCAAAAGAAUCUAUAGGCGAAGCUGCAAUACAUUACAAACUUGACCCCAAGAUUUUAAGUAGAGAAAUUCAGCAAUAUAAAGAUACCGGAAAAAAAUUGUAUAUAUAUAAUAAACCUGUAGAUGUUAAUACAGGAAUUUUCACAUUUGACGAGGAAUUAUUGUUGUUGAAGCGUUUAUCUCAAAGAAAAAUGAGAUCUUUAUUUUGUGCUUGUCAAAUUUGUACGAUGGAAGUACUUCUAAGUCUAGCUUAUGAGUUUGCCCAAGAAAAAAAGAAGCGAUAUCCUGAAACAUGGAAUAAAUAUAAACGAGCGGAUGAAAAGUGGCUAAUAAAAUUUGAAAUGAUACACAGUAUUAAACUUUCAAUAAUGUUUCCAUCUAAAUGUAAAAAAGAAUAAUUUUAAUUUAAUAAGUGUACAAUAAUCUUUAUUUUUGAUUAAUAUUUAUUAUUACUACACUUAUUAAUCUUUAUUAUUAUUUGAUAAGAAAAACAUGUUUUGGGAAUAAGUAAAACUUGCAUAAAAGAUAUUUUAAUUUAUCAUAAAUUUUUAAUUAAUUGAUUCGGUAGUGAUCACACAAACAUUUUAGAAAGUACUGUUUUCAGAAGUUAUAAAUCAAUGAAUCUAUGGAGUAAAUUGAUUAGAAAUACAUAAUCCUUAAA
Cataglyphis hispanica is the source of this 991-nucleotide messenger RNA. RefSeq lists its product as uncharacterized. The record is from RefSeq and is a predicted model, not a curated record. The transcript has 3 exons. NCBI's taxonomy places the organism in Eukaryota, Metazoa, Arthropoda, Insecta, Hymenoptera, Formicidae. The coding region runs from base 108 to 728 and encodes 206 amino acids.